Molecule: messenger RNA, 1764 nt
Organism: Acanthopagrus latus (yellowfin seabream)
Lineage: Eukaryota; Metazoa; Chordata; Actinopteri; Spariformes; Sparidae
Product: fibroblast growth factor 23-like
Exons: 3
Coding region: 154-876 (240 amino acids)
Molecular function (GO): growth factor activity
Source: RefSeq, a predicted model, not a curated record
GCUUUGUGUCAUUUGAGUAAAUGAGUUAGCGAGUUAAUCGACCCACUGUUUAAAUAAACCCGUUGGACUUUCUCCUCCUCCAGUAGCUGCCCCGCACACCGGCCUCAACUUUUGUGCUGUUAGGUUAAAGAGAGCACGGCACCCCCACUGAUCAUGCAACCGGCUUUCUUCUCACUCGUCCUGAUUGCCGUACAUGUGUCUGUACCGGUGGACUGUGCAGCGAGGCUCCGGGAUCCAGAGCGACACAGCGCAGGAGCACGAGCAGAGUCAUCCGCCGGUACGGGACGUUUCUACUUGGAGCUGAGCGGAUCAACGAGAAAAGGCAUUCACAGACACUUUCUGGCUAUUUUGCCAGUUAGAACAGAUGCAGGUAAUUUUGUGUCAAUAUUUGAUCUGAGAGCAAGACUGUUCCUCUGCAUGGACUUUAAAGGGGAGCUGUACAACUCAAGGCAAAAGGACGGAGAAGACUGUCUCUUCCAGCGCAUCUGGUUGGAUCUGGUUAAUCACCGUGAUGUGUUUUACUCUAUCAGCGCGGGCCAGCUGCUCAAACUGGAAGGAGCAGAGCUGAAAGUAGCUCGCCCAGAACCACCCAAGCCCUCCUCAGCCAUCAUGGAGAGGUUCCUUGGUCCCUUGGCAAGGAGACAAAGGAGGAGCGAGGAGGUGAACCCCUCUGAUCCAUUAAGGUCAGAGUCACAUCCCUCACAUCCUGCCAAGGAUCACAAGGAUGCAGAUCACAGGCAGCCUGAGCAGGACCAGGCCGGCGCUGUUUCCAAAGAGACCAUCACGUCGUGUGACGACCCCCUGCGGGUCCUACAGGCCAACGGGCCUGUCAGUCCUGUCAAGACUAAUAUCGCAGACCGAGCACCACAAGACUAAUUCUCAACAAGAGGGUGAAGUCGAGAGGGGCUGCAUGUCUUUAUGUUUGUCCUGAAAACUCUCUUCAUGUUUGACUUCACGGUUGGAGAAGAUACUGUACUUGUAGACACUCUGUCCAUCAGCGAGGGCCAGAUAGCUGGCAGAGUCAAACUGACAUGAGAGGGUGGCUCGUUAUCUUUUGAGGCCACAUGAAAGCCUUCAAUAUUUUACAGCUUCUGAGAAAAGAGAUUUUAUUAAACCCUAAAAUGGUUUGUUUUCAGAAUUUGUUUUGAUUCAACUGUUAAAGCUUGGUAAUGUGCUGAUAAAGCGUGUUACAUCACAGCCGCCUGUGCAGAUGUUCUGUUUGAACAGCCAUGGAAGGAUAAGUUUGGCAACAUCUGACCUGACCACGCAACGUGUUUGGUCCAGUGUCCCGCUGUCCUUUAACCCUCUUUUGUCAGUUAAAUUUUAAACCUUGAGCCGGAUGGGGCAACGUUUAUUUUGCAUAUGUAUGGAUGUGUAAUCUGUGAGUAAUUAUGAAUAUUUAUACAUAAAUCUGUUGAUACAGUAAUGCUUCAUGGCAGGAGUGUAGAAACUAAACAAACAUCGACCAGAGCAUACUUUUGUUACAGUCUAAUUAUGUCAGGUGCCGGACACCAAUAGUCACAGCAUGAAAAGUUAUAUUUAUUUAUUGAAAUGUGUUAAAUGACUUCCUUCCUAGCCUAAUGUUUUAUUAUUUAUAUAUUUCAUGUUGUGUUAUUUCUAAUAUGGAUGAAUAAAUGGUAACUAUUCUGUGGAUUGUCUCUGUGGUUGUGCAAUAAGGGAUUUACAGGGAAAUGUUUUUUUUUAUCCUAUUCUGGGAUAUCUGAAUAAGUGUGAAAUAACAUAAGGUGAACAUCCUGUGACACG